CGCUCGCCCUCAGCACGCGUUUGGUUUUUUCUAUUUCACUAUUUCGAUUUGGUUUUACUUAGCCAACAGUUCUGUGUUUGUAUUUUAAAAGUUGUUAAGAGCUUGUGCAACCCAUUUUAUGUAAAUUGCGUGUAAAUAUUUCAGUUUCAAGCGAAUCGAAAUAAGGUAUAUUAAGUCGAUGACGACACUGCUGUCCAUGGAGACGUCAUCGCCAGCAUCCGAGCAGCGGGAACCGGAGGAGGAGGACUCCCACUCGACAUCUACAACCCCCACACGAAUUCCCCAUCCUGCGACCAGCGAGGCGGUUUCAUUCCGCCGUUCCGCCUCCCUGCGCCUGCGCGGGACCAAAGAGCAGCUUGGCGCGGAUGCGAUGCGGCCUGCCGGCGGAGGUGGAUUCAGUACGCGCGCCAAGCUCGGAGCCAAUCCAUCAUCCACGUUCAGCUCGCGCUCCGGUCCUAUCCACUUGAGGCGUAAUCGCAGCUGGAGCAAUUUAGGCCACAAAACGUCGUCCAAGCAGGAAGCGGAUGCAGUCCAUGCAUUAUGCAGCGCAACCCAGUGCCUGUCCCUAGCCCAGGAGGAGUCCACUGACGUCCCGGACACCUUGGAAAUGGCCAACAACAUGACCAGCAGCAGGCCGCGUAAUAUGUCUCUCAAGUUAAACGGCGGCAGUGACAGCAGAAGUAGGACCAACCCCAAGACGACGCCACUGAACACACCAUCACCAGCGGGAGCGGCGGCGGCGGCACACAGCUGCAUUCGCCAGGGAAACUGCAUAAAGGCGGCGGUCGGCACUGGCACUGCACCCUCAUCUAAAUUGUCCACGCUGCACGAGAGUAAGGUAUCCCCAAAGACGCCACCAGUGACCCCAGACUCGCCCAGCACCUAUCUGGAUGAUGAUCUAGACUCGAUGUACUCCUUUGCCACCACCACCUCGGGACGUUCGACCAUGUCCUGCGAGCAUCCUUAUGUGGCCAGGAAUGGCACCACUUUCAGUGGUCGCAAGAUGAAGUAUGUGGUGCACUGCUCCAACUACGCGGGGCAGGUGGGACCCGACUAUCUGACGCCCACGCAACGGGCCCAGCGGCAAGUGCGUCGCCUCAAGGAGCUGCUGUGCAUAGCGCGCCAGGAUCUUGAGCAGAAGGACACUGAGAUAUUGCGUCUCACACGGGAAGUGGUCGAACUGCGUCUCUUCAAGGCGUCUCUCAGUUCCCCCGAGGAACGUUCCGCCUCAUCCGAUGCGGUGACUGUACGCGAAGCGGAGCUUAAGACUUCCCAGGAUGUCUCGCCUAUUGUGGAUAUGGUGGACGAGGGCAAUGACAAGUGCAGUCCCCGGCAUCUGGUGCGCCACCAGCAGCAGCAACUGUCGGCUAUGCAGAUGUCCGCUGAGAUGCAAAGCUCGUAUGCGGACUCGGGACACUUCGAGGACCUCACCAUGUCCUCAGUCCACUCCAAGGACUCGCAGACCCAGAGCGAGGUCUGUGGCACGGCCACGCCCGAUGCGGGGCCAGAGGCAGCCUGUGGGGGCGAAGAUGCGACCAGUAGCCUCGAGAACUACGAGUUGCAGCGACAGGAGCUGAUUCGCAUGUACGAGCACCGGAUCGAGGAGCUGAUACGCAGCCAGGACGGUGCCAACAGCGACCUGAAGCGCAGCCACAACGACAAGGUGGAGGCACUGCUGCAGAAGCUGGCCGAAUGCAACACACGAUACUCGGACAUGGUGCCCGACUACGAGCAGGCGAAACAGCGCAUCCGGGAGCUCGAAAAGCAGCUAGAGGACCUGCAACGGAAGCUGGUCGAGCACGAAGACAAGCAGAACAAGAUGUACCUGCACAUGUACCAGCAGGGACAGGAAUCAGAGCGCAUCUCUCGCGCCGAUCAGGCACUCGAACUGGCCCAGAGGCAACCGGAGAGCAAGGUGUCGAUCAACGAACUGCUGCACCAGCUCCAGAGCACCCAGGACGAAUUGGAGAACAUACGCGCAUCAGAGUGUAGAAUGAGGGAGUGCGGCAGUAAUCAAGCUCUCCUUACGGCAAAGGAGGCGAUUUCUUUGUGGGUUCUUGGCGCGCGUAAGACCAUUUAUCGACGCUUGCUGGAGGCACAGAAGAAUCGCACCCAUGUGGACCCGGAGGUUACUCUGCAGUUCCUGAAAAGCGCCAUCUUCUAUUUCCUCACGGACAAGGAGAACUCGCAGGGCCAUCUGCAGGCCAUCGAGAGCAUACUCGAGUUCACCGACGAGGAGAAGCAGAAGAUCAGUUUGGCACGUCUUGCCUAAGCACUUAUUGUUAUAAUUAUGGUAGAGAUAACUGGCACGAGAAAGUCUGUAAAACGAUGUUUCAUUUUUUAGUGUACGGCUAAAUAUCAUUGUUUUUUGUCGAUUGGUUUACGAAUUUAUUUGCAAUUUUAUUUAUGUAAGUGAAUAAUUUUGAUAAAUUAAGUGGUACAACAAUAUAUUCUAUUUGACAACGAUUUUAAAUUUGUCUUAGUUAGUUAUAUAUAUAUAAUUUCCAUAAUAAGGCUUAAGGCAUACAAAAACGUCCUUUAUAAAAAAAAGAAAACAGAAAUGACGAUGAAAAUAUAAUUUUACAAAAUGUAGGUACUUUUUGUAGAUGUAGUUAAUCAAAUGAGAGUAAGUACUAAACAACACCAUAUACUACUAUAAUAUAUAUAGUAUAGUAUAGCUUUCGUUGUGUUUCAGCGGAUUUUAAAUGGCAAAUAAAUGCAAUAGUUGAAAA
Messenger RNA from Drosophila obscura, 2732 nucleotides. RefSeq names its product protein Hook homolog 1 (gene qtc). The coding region runs from base 179 to 2272 and encodes 697 amino acids. NCBI's taxonomy places the organism in Eukaryota, Metazoa, Arthropoda, Insecta, Diptera, Drosophilidae. The record is from RefSeq and is a predicted model, not a curated record. The transcript is spliced from 7 exons.